Morus notabilis is the source of this 1461-nucleotide messenger RNA. Its product is annotated as phosphoglycolate phosphatase 1B, chloroplastic. Gene Ontology annotation, molecular function: phosphatase activity. The record is from RefSeq and is a predicted model, not a curated record. Lineage: Eukaryota; Viridiplantae; Streptophyta; Magnoliopsida; Rosales; Moraceae. The transcript has 11 exons. Bases 104 to 1204 code for a protein of 366 amino acids.
AAGCUCAAACUACCAACAACUCGUAAAACAAUCCAAAAAAAAAAAAAAAAAAACCAAAACCAAAAAAACAAAACAAAAGAAAAAAGGAAAAACAGAGACGGAAAUGCUGAGCAGAACGGCCACAGCCUCUCUUUCAGUGUCUGCCGUCUCUCCAAACCCAUUGAAGAAGUCCCUCUUCUUCUUCCACAACUCCAAGUUCUUGGGCUUCAACAACCACCUCGCUUCCAACCCUUUGCUCAAUUUCGCACGCCUCGCAUGGAACGGCAAUAAAACUUCUAGAAGAACGGAAAGCUUCAGAGCCAUGGCGUCUGCCCAGCCCCUUGCUGACGCCGACGCGCUCAUUGACUCAGUCGAGACUUUUAUUUUCGACUGCGAUGGAGUUAUAUGGAAAGGGGAUAAACUAAUAAGUGGGGUCCCAGAAACUCUUGAUCUGCUGCGUUCAAAGGGAAAGAGAUUAGUUUUUGUUACCAACAACUCAACAAAGUCUAGGAAGCAAUAUGGGAAGAAGUUUGAGACACUUGGCCUGAGUGUCAGUGAGGAGGAAAUUUUCGCAUCAUCUUUUGCUGCAGCUGCUUAUUUGAAGUCCAUAGACUUCCCCAAAGACAAAAAGGUUUAUGUGAUUGGAGAGGAUGGAAUCUUAAAGGAGCUUGAGCUUGCUGGAAUUCAGUACCUUGGUGGACCAGAAGAUGGCGACAAGAAGAUAGAGCUAAAGCCAGGAUUUCUGAUGGAGCAUGAUCACGAUGUUGGAGCUGUUGUGGUCGGAUUUGAUCGCUAUUUCAACUACUACAAAAUUCAGUAUGCCACACUAUGUAUACGUGAAAAUCCUGGCUGUCUCUUCAUUGCAACAAAUCGUGAUGCAGUAACUCAUCUUACAGAUGCUCAAGAAUGGGCUGGAGGUGGUUCUAUGAACGGUGCUAUCAGUGGAUCAACUCAACGUGAACCGAUUGUGGUUGGGAAGCCCUCAACUUUUAUGAUGGACUACUUAUCAAACAAAUUUGGGAUCCAAAAGUCGCAGAUAUGCAUGGUUGGGGACAGACUAGAUACCGAUAUUCUUUUUGGACAAAAUGGCGGUUGUAAAACUCUUCUUGUCCUUUCAGGUGUAACAACUUUGGAAAUGCUCAAGAGUCCCAACAACGCCAUACAACCAGACUUUUACACCAACAAGAUUUCGGACUUUCUGUCUCUCAAAACUGCAACUGUAUGAUAUGAUCAUGUAUGUUAGCACUUAGAAAAUGGUAGUACUGGCCCCUCUCUCAUUAUUUGUCUCUCAUUUUUAACCAUCUAUGCCAGUGUAUUUUUCGUUUUCUUUCAAAAUUUUCAAGGACCGGCAUUGUCUCAUCAGUAACAACAAUACACAAGCACAUCAUCAUUAUUACAUGGUUGUACCAUUAUCAGCUUGAUAAAUUGGAAGAUUUCCAUGUACCUGUUAAACAGUUUCCUAUGAAAAGUAAAAAUUUACCU